Prorocentrum cordatum is the source of this 918-nucleotide messenger RNA. Lineage: Eukaryota; Dinophyceae; Prorocentrales; Prorocentraceae. The record is from the annotation of a GenBank genome assembly.
GCCCAGGAGCUGGGCCGCCGGCUGCCAGACGUGGGGAGAAGCGUGGCGGACGGCCUGCAGGAGACCGCACGCCGCCUGCUCGAGGACGGGGAGGCGGCGCUGCGGGCGGGGCUGCUGGCAGAGGCGGACGCCGCCGCGGACGCUAGGGUCCAGGCGGCGGCGGGCCAGCUGGAGGGCAGGCUGGACAGGGAGCUCCAGGCGCUCGACAGGCGCUGGGGCGAGCUGGAGCCGCCGCGGGCGGCCAGAACAGGGCCUCGACAGGCGCUGGGGCGAGCUGGAGCAGGGCGCGCUGCGCGAGGCGCGGCACGCCUGCGAGCUCGGGCGGCGGGCGGCGCAGCAGGGCGACCGGCUCCUGCACGGGGAGGAGGAGACGGCCGCGGCGCUCCGCGAGGUCGCGCUCGUGAGGCGGGCCCACGAGGGCCGGCUGGACGAGCUCGGCCGCCGGGCGGAGGACGCCGAGCGGCAGCUGGCCUCGCUCGGCGAGGCGGCGGUGGCGCAGCGGGAGGCCAGCGCGGGCCUCCGCGAGCAGCUGCGCGAGCAGCUGCGCGAGGAGCUGGGCGCGGCCGCCCGCGAGACGUCGCUGCUGGGGGACGCGCUGGGCGCGGAGAGGGCGAAGGCCGCGGCGCUGGAGGAGCGCCUCGAGGCGCACCUCGGUGCGGUGGAGGCGCAGCUGCGAGCCGAGCUGCAGGAGCGGCACCUGCGGCUGCAGCGCAGCGUCUCCAGGCAACUGGAUGACAUGAGCCGGGCGAUGACGGUAGGAGGGUGCGAGGACUCUUGGCAGCGGGCGGGUCUUCGCUUCGUUGGCCAGGCUAGUGCAUGUGACAGGAAUUCGCGCGCCCUGAUCUGCAGUGAGGCACGGGAUGCGCGAAACAUGCAAGCAUCGGGCGCAGGGGCAGGGGCAGGAACGAGCCAGCAAAU